Messenger RNA from Cygnus olor (mute swan), 903 nucleotides. It is a transcript of the gene GNG13, whose product is annotated as G protein subunit gamma 13. The record is from RefSeq and is a predicted model, not a curated record. Bases 292 to 495 code for a protein of 67 amino acids. Gene Ontology annotation, molecular function: G-protein beta-subunit binding. Gene Ontology annotation, biological process: sensory perception of taste; phospholipase C-activating G protein-coupled receptor signaling pathway. Gene Ontology annotation, cellular component: heterotrimeric G-protein complex. Lineage: Eukaryota; Metazoa; Chordata; Aves; Anseriformes; Anatidae. The transcript is spliced from 3 exons.
CCUUCGUCCCGGAGCUCACGUUCAGCGGAGCCAAAUCCCCUGGGAGCAGCGGGGGGGAGGACGCUCUCAUUAUCCGGCUCUUGCCGUGUCGGAGGCAGCUGGACGGGCCGUGCAUUAAUAGAUUACACAGAGGAUUUGGGCUUGCUGACAGCGAGGGCAGCGCUAGCGGGAGGCGAGGCCAGCGCAGCUUGCCGAGCCGGCGGGGACGGACGCAGCCCCCGCUCCUGCUAACACCUUUUCCAGCCGAGCCCCUGCCACUGCCGUGCCGAGCCCCCGCCGAGCCCAGGUGCCAUGGACGAGUGGGACCUGCCGCAGUGGAAGAAGGAGGUGGAGAGCCUCAAGUACCAGCUGGCCUACAAGCGGGAGAUGUCCUCCAAGACGAUACCCGAGUUUGUGAAGUGGAUCGAGGACGGCAUCCCAGAAGAUCCCUUCCUGAACCCGGAGCUGAUGAAGAACAACCCCUGGGUGGAGAAGGGGAAGUGCAGCAUCCUCUGAGGGCCGCGGGCCGGCAGCGGCUCAGGCCUGCCGGGCGCCCGGCCUAACGGUGAAUGUACACUUUUUUAUUAGGUAGCUUCCGAAUACGACUAACUGAAAAACCCUACCCUCAUCUUGUCUUUUUAUUUUUAGUAGUAAAAGCGUUUUCUUUUUUAUAUGGGGUGCCUGGGAAAACAGACACGGGGUGGGCAAGGUGGCCGAGAGGUGUGGGUCGAAGCAGAGGGGUACAGGAGGAGUGAAAGUUUCUCUGGGAGGCAGGUACAGCCUUCCACCUGCUUCUGCCCCCCUUCUGUGAACGUGACCGAUUUUUCAACUUGUAAAGGCAAAGGAAAAAAACUUUUAUAAAACAUUUGCAAUGAUUUUACUCUUUUGUAUAUUGUAGGCUAUGCAGUUUUGCAGCACAACAGG